Molecule: messenger RNA, 10710 nt
Organism: Chelmon rostratus (copperband butterflyfish)
Lineage: Eukaryota; Metazoa; Chordata; Actinopteri; Chaetodontiformes; Chaetodontidae
Gene: zanl
Product: zonadhesin, like
Exons: 65
Cellular component (GO): extracellular matrix; membrane
Molecular function (GO): protein binding; calcium ion binding
Source: RefSeq, a predicted model, not a curated record
AUGGCUGGAGUUCCGUCACUCAUCUCCGGACUCUUCUCAGCACUCAGGCGCCGAGAGAGGAAACGAACCCAUGCAACUGGGUCGAACUCGGUUGACACCCGAAGAGUGACGACGCCGGCUGACAGAGGGUCGGUGCUUUUACUGUGGGGAGACGGGUCAUCUCAUUGCUUCAUGCCCAUCCAAAAGGGCCAAGCCGAUUCAGGGGCAGAUGAAAGUCUGAUUGCAUGGGACUUGGCAGCUAAGUUGGGGCUCAAGUCUGAGCCUCUGACUACCCCCGUGCGAGCUUGUGCUCUGGACGGUAAGGAGCUGUUCACCAUCACCCACACCACGGAAACACACAUCCAGGGUCAUAAGGAAAUUAUGAACUAUUCGGUCUCCAGGCCGGAGAGGGUGGCUAUGACGGAAUACAUCCAAACCUCUCUCAAGACAGGUCUGAUACGCCCCUCCUCCUUUCCAGCUGGAGCAGGUUUCUUCUUUGUGGUUUUUGACCGGCUUCAGCAGGUUCGAUUCUCUUGGUCACCCGAAGCUGAGAAGGCGUUCCAGAAGCUCAAAGCCAGCUUCACCACAGCACUCAUCCUCAUCAUGCCUGAUCCCCAGCGGCAAUUCGUGGUGGAGGUGGACGCUUCCAAUGAAGGCAUUAGGGCUGUGCUCUCACAACAUGCUGAACGAGAUGGCAAGCUGCACCCAUGCGCCUUCCUGUCACGAUGUCUGUCAAAAGCAGAAAUAAACUACGACAUGGGUAACCGGGAACUGCUGGUGGUCAUGGUGGCGUUGGAGGAAUGGGGGCCGGGGUCCCAGAAUGGCAAGCCUGAUGCCCUAUCUCGACUCUACGAUCCCGAGCCUGUGGCCAAGGAACCAGAACCCAUCCUUCCACGAACCUGUGUGGUUGGAGCGACGAACGAUGUUCGCCAUCGCCCGGAGGUUCUGGUGGCCAUCCAUGGAGUGGGAGGUCCUGGAGUACGUGGAGGCUUGCUCGGUCUGCGCCAGAAACAAGCCGUCCUCCGGGUCAUGCAUGGGGUUGUUGCAACCUAUGCCCAUCCCCUCCAGACCGUGGUCGGACAUUUCGAUGGAUUUCUCCUGGCAUCUCAAGCCAGCCUGACUUCAGGCUACCACCCGGAGGCGAAUGGCCAGACUGAGCGCCUCAACCAGCAGCUCAGAUCAGGAAUCUCAGUCCCCUCCACCCACGCCAUGAUCUGCAGGUGCCGACGCAUCCGGGCAGCAGCCCGACAGUUCCUCAUCUGCCAAGGGGACCAGGUCAAAAAAGCAGCAGACCGCAAGCGACGACCUGCACCCGCCUACCAACUGGGCCAGAAGGUCUGGCUCUCGGCCAGGAAUCUCCGUCUCCAGGUGCCCUCCCAGAAGCUGGCACCGAGAUUUGUCGGGCCAUUUCCGGUCGCCAAGGUCGUCAGUCCUGCUGCUGUCCGCCUCCGCUUUCCCCGCUCUCUUCCGGUCCACCCCACCUUCCAUGUGAGCCAAGUCAAACUCGUCAAAGAAAGCACCAUGGUCCCUGCCCCCCUUCUUGGCCGUAUGCAACAGGGGCAGGGGCAAGCAGUACCUGGUGGACUGGGUGGGACCAAAGAGCAACACAUUCACCAUGUCCAGUCCAUCCUCCAGCACCUACGAGAGAAAUCCCUGUAUGUGAAAGCAAAUAAAUGUGAGUUCCAUGUCUCAACUGUGUCUUUUCUGGGGAACUUUGUGGCACAAGGCAACACCCAGAUGGACCCAGCCAAGGUCUCAGCUGUCACCUCCUGGCCUGUUCCUGAAAACCGCAAACAACUUCAGCGUUUCCUGGGGUUUGCCAACUUUUACCGUUGCUUCAUCCGCAACUACAUCUCUGUGCCAGCCCCUCUUACCACCCACACCUCCUUGAAAGUGCCCUUCCAGUGGUCACCUCCAGCUGCAGCAGCCUUUCAGACCCUUAAAGAUCAGUUCACCUCAUCACCCAUCCUCCAGGAGCCUCUCUCCAUUUCAGUGUGCAUACGGCUAUCAACCACAACUGUUCCCAGCCCUAGAGAAGGAGAUUUCCUGUCCGUCUGUCCAAGCCUCGUCGCUGCCGCAGAACAUGGCUCCAAGCUCACUCCACCCUUCUUCGUUCAGUGGGUCGCUAUGCUUCCACCACCAACUGCCACCAUACUACUGCACCUCAGCAGUGCCAGUACUCAAGCAGGUCAGCAAGUGUGGCUCUCCACCCAGGUCUUACCUCUCCGAGUGGAAUCCAAAAAGAUGGCACCUAAGUUCAUUGGGCCUUUCACUAUCCAGAAAGUCAUCAACCCAGUGGCAGUACGGUGGACGUUCCGGUCCAGUGUAUGCAUGCUACCCUCCUGUGACUUUAACCAGGACAGUAACCCAUUCUGCGGGUUCAGUCAGACCAAUGCAGACAACAAUGCGUGGACUAGGCAAAAAGGUCAAAAGCCGACAGCUCACACUGGCCCCAGUGGAGACUACCCUGAUGGAAAGGGCUUCUAUAUCUACCACAAGUGUGACAAUAUGGCUGACAGAAAGGAAGCUCGUCUCCUGAGCCCUGUCCUCCCAUCGUGGGCUUCACAGAUCUGUGUCCAGUUUCGAUACUAUAUGUACGGCUCAAACAAUCACAAUACACUGAGAGUUCUGACCAAGAGGCUUGAUGUUGAGGAAGAGGUCUGGAAGAGAACAGGCAUCCAGAGUCCAUCCUGGCUGAUGGGCUCUGUCACUGUGACAACACACAGCAGUCAAUGUCUGCAGAUUGUCCUCGAAGCGCAGACAGAUUUGGCUGGUUCCUGUAAUUCAGCUCUGGACAACAUUGUCAUUACUGAGGGAGCAUGUCCUUCUUGUGUUUCUGGCUGUGAUUUUGACACUCUUGGUGACCUGUGUGGGUGGGAGACUCAAACUGAAGAUCCCAGUGUGUUUGGCUUUGAUCAGUGGAUUGGACCAACAGACACUGAAGGCACCGGACCUAAUGAUGACUUCUCCAAACCUGGACUGGGCGCCUACAUGUUAUUGGAUUCUUUUGAGGCUGUCCGAGGAGCCAAGGCUGAGAUCAGAAGUCCUGUAAUAACCCCCUCCUCUGGGUGUCUGGAACUCUCCUUCUACUACUACUUGUACGGCACCAGCAAAGAAAUGGAGCUCAGUGUCCACACCAUCACCAAAGGUGAAAGCCUUGGACCUGCUCUCUUAACUGUCAGAGGUAGCCAAACUCAAAGCUGGAUACACGAUAAGGUCCGCUACCUGGGAACUGCUCCCAUUCAGUUUGUAAUUGUGGGUACCUAUGGAGAAACUGAGCAGACAGAUGUCGCUGUUGAUGCUGUGUGUGUCUUGGCCUGCAAAGGUCAACCAACAACUCCUCUACCACCGGUAAACACUCGUACCACACCUGAACCAUCAACUUCUGGACAAACAAUACCUACACCAACUAGUCCUGGACCAACUACACCAAAGCCAUCAACUCUGACACCAACUGUACCUAAACCAACAACUCCUGGCCCGAAUACUUCUGAACCAACAACUCCUGAAUUAACAACUCCUGGCCCGAAUACGUCUGAACCAACAACCCCUGAAACAACUACACCUGAAGCAACUACACCUACACCAACAGAUGCAGACCCAUCUACAACCAACUUAACAACUCCUGGCCCGAAUACGUCUGAACCAACAACUCCUGAAACAACUACACCUGAAGCAACUACACCUACACCAACAGAACCAGACCCAUCUACAACCAACUUAACAACUCCUGGCCUGAAUACGUCUGAACCAACAACUCCUGAAGCAACUACACCUUCUGGACCAAUAACUCCUACACCAACAGGUCCUGGGCCAAGAAUGCCUAAACCUGAAACUCCUGGCCCGAAUACGUCUAAGCCAACAACUCCUGAAAUCACUACACCUUCUGAACCAAUAACACCUACACCAACAGGUCCUGGGCCAAGAAUGCCUAAACCUAAUACACCUGAAGCAACUACACCUACACCAACAGGUCCUGGGCCAAGAAUGUCUAAACCUAAUCCUGGCCCGAAUACAUCUGAACCAACAACUCCUGAAAUCACUACACCUUCUGGACCAAUAACACCUACACCAACAGGUCCUGGGCCAAGAAUGCCUAAACCUGAAACUCCUGGCCCGAAUACGUCUGAACCAACAACUCCUGAAAUCACUACACCUGAAGCAACUACACCUUCUGGACCAAUAACACCUACACCAACAGAACCAGACCCAUCUACAACCAACUUAACAACUCCCGGCCCGAAUACGUCUGAACCAACAACUCCUGAAACAACUACACCUGAAGCAACUACACCUUCUGGACCAAUAACACCUACACCAAGUCCUGGGCCAAAACCAUGUCCUCCGGAUGCAGAGUAUAUAGACUGUGGUCCAGCUUGUAUCCCCACCUGUAUGGAACCAUCCACCAACUGUUCUGGCUCCUGUAUCAGUGGCUGCUUCUGUAAACCAGGGUUUGUCUUUAAGGGACAGCACUGCGUGCCGCUGGAGAAAUGUGGCUGUCUGGAUGACCAGAAUAACUAUUAUGAGCCUGGUGAGAUUGUACUUGGUGAUGGCUGCUUAAAGCUGUGUCGCUGCAUGGGGAACUACACUUUGGAAUGUGUUGAUAACUCCUGUGACCCCACUGAAGAGUGUCGUGAGGUUAAUGGUGUUGCAGGCUGCUAUCCUAAAGAUACAUCCACAUGCAUAGCAUCUGGUGAUCCCCACUACACCACCUUUGACAAACGCAAGUACAACUUCAUGGGUAACUGCAGCUAUUUGAUGUCUCGAUCCUGCAAUGAGACAAUUCCAUACUUUGAGGUCCAUGCCGACAAUGAAAAUCGCUAUAACAGGCCUACCAUAUCCUAUGUGAAAGCCGUACAUGUAUAUGUGCAUAUGGAGAAGAUUUCCAUCCUCAAAGGUGGCACUGUCCAGGUGAAUGGGACAUCUGUAAACCUUCCAGUGACUCCGGUUCCUAGUGUUUCUGUGUUCAAGGCAGGAAAGUACUACACUGUGUCCAUGAAAUUUGGUGUAACUGUUCGCUAUGAUGGAAACCACUUCAUGGACAUCAAAGUGACCAAAGACUAUAAGAACAAGCUGUGUGGACUGUGUGGAGAUUACAAUGGAGAUACCAAAGAUGAUUUUCGUAAACCAGAUGGAUCAUUGACCAACAAUGCCAAUGACUUUGGGCACAGCUGGAGUACUGACCCAGAGUGUAACAAGAAACCCAACACUACCAUCCCUGAGUGUAAUGAAGAAGAGCAGGAAAUGUAUGAGAGCUCUGGAUUCUGUGGCAUCCUGCUGGACAAAAAUGCUCCCUUUGCUGCGUGUCACCCCAAAAUCAACCCCAAUAAUUACUUCAGGGACUGUGUCUUCGAUCUGUGUGAGCUUGAUGGAGCCAAGCAGAUUCUGUGUGAAGCCAUCGAAGCCUAUGUCAAUGAAUGCCAGGACCGUGGGGUUAACAUUGGCCACUGGAGGAAUGAAACCUUCUGCCCUGUGAUCUGCCCCCCCAACAGCCACUAUGAGCCCUGUAUGGACCCCUGUCAAGAGACAUGUUCUUGGAACCCUCCCGUCUGUGAUGGGCCCUGCUCAGAGGGCUGUAUGUGUAAUCCUGGCUAUGUCCUCAGUGCUGGCAAAUGUGUCAUGAAGAGUUCUUGUGGCUGCAAUGCCACCAACGGCCAGUAUUAUGAGCCUGGAGAAGAGUUUUAUGUAGAUAACUGUAAGGAGAAGUGCAGAUGUGAUGUUUCCAUCAUUCGCUGUGAGGAGUCUGAAUGCCCCCCAAAGGAAGAGUGUAAACUCCAGGAUGGAGAGCUGGGAUGCUAUCCCACAAGCUCUCAGGACUGUGUGGUGUCUGGAGAUCCUCACUACAACACGUUUGACAAGAAGUUCUACAGCUUCAUGGGAACAUGUACCUACACACUGGCCAGAACCUGCAAGAAUAACACAGGUCCUUGGUUCUCAGUGGAGGGAAAGAAUGAGGAGAGAGGAGUGUCAGGAGUGUCCUACCUGGGAAAACUCUAUGUCACUGUGAACGGAAUCACUGUGACCCUGAUGAAAGCCAGGAAGACUCUGGUGAAUGGACUGCGGGUGGCCCUCCCUCACUCCCCCUCUCCUCUUAUUUCUCUCAGUCUUGCUGGUCAGUACAUCACCUUGCAGACAACCUUCGGUCUCAAGGUGCGCUGGGAUGGAAACCAUUAUGCCCAGAUCUCAGUUCCCAGCUCCUACUACGGCCAGAUGUGUGGUCUCUGUGGCAACUACGAUGGGCACUUAGACAAUGACUUCACCAAACCAGAUGGUACUCUAGCAGAAAAUGGGAAUGAUUUUGGGAACAGCUGGUGGGCAGGAGAGGAUGAGGAUGAAUUGUGUACCCCAGGCACCGAGCCUGACCCAGGCUGUGACCCCAAACUUCAAACAGAGGUGGAAAAACCAGAAAAAUGUGGCAAAAUCAAAGACCUUGUUGGACCCUUCAGGGAGUGCAUCAAUGUGGUGAAUCCCACUCCAUUCUUCAAGAGCUGUGUGUAUGACAUGUGCCAGUUCAAUGGCCAGCAGCAUGUACUGUGUGACCACCUGCAGGCCUAUACUGAUGCCUGCCUCAGUGCCGGAGCCAAGGUUUACCCAUGGAGGACUGCAGACCUCUGCCCCCUGGUCUGUCCUCCCAACAGCUCCUACUCUCUGUGUGUGAGUUCGUGUCCAGAGACAUGCUCGGGUGUGGUCAGCUGUAACGAUAGAUGUGUGGAGGGUUGUGAGUGUAACCCAGGCUUCAUCCUCAGUAACGACGAGUGUGUGGCACUGAAAGACUGUGGCUGUGUGGACAUCAGUGGAUCCUAUCACCCUGUGGGUGAUGACUGGUACUUGGAGGGUUGUGAGCAAAAGUGUAUGUGUCACAGUGGAGGUCUGAUCCAGUGUCACAAUACCAUCUGUAAACCAGAGAGCUGCCAGCUACAAGAUGGAGAAUAUGAAUGUCGCCCUCUGUCAGGAAUGUGUUCGGUAUCUGGUGAUCCCCACUAUACCACCUUUGACAAACACACCCACCAUUACAUGGGAGCCUGUACCUACACCCUGGUCAAACCUUGCAGCAGCUCCUCUGGCUUGCCAUACUUCACUGUGAACACCCAGAAUGAACACAGAGGAAGUAAUAAGAAGGUUUCCUAUGUCAGGGCCGUGAUGAUCAAUGUGAACGGAGUGACCGUCACCCUCGGAAAGGGCCGCACAGUCCAGGUCAAUGGGACACUGGUUGUCCCACCUGUCACCUCCAUUAGUGGGAUUAAGAUCUACUUGAGUGGCAAGUUUGUUGUCCUGGAGACAUCCUUUGGACUGAGGGUGCGUUUCAAUGGUAACCACCAUGCUGACGUGACUGUGCCAAUCUCCUACAAUGGCUCACUCUGUGGCAUGUGUGGAAAUUUCAAUGGAAAUCCCAAAGAUGACAACUUGAAGCCAGACAAUGAACCGGCUGCUAACACCAAUGAACUGGGAGACAGCUGGCAUGUUCAUGACCCACGCCCUGAAUGUACCAAUGGUGGAGGCCAGGAAGACUGUGAUAAAGAGGUGGAGGAGGAGGCUGAGAAGCCGACCAGCUGUGGCAUGAUCACUAAUCCCAAUGAUAUCUUUAAGCCUUGCCACUCUGUUGUUCCGCCCGAGCCAUACUUUGGAAACUGUGUGUACGACAUGUGUGCCAAUGGAGGUCAGAUUGUGGCUCUUUGCCAGGCCAUAGAGAGCUAUGCUGACAUGUGUGCUGCUGCAGGAGUCCCCAUCGCAUGGAGACAAAAUAGCUUCUGUCCUCUGAAGUGCCCCUCUGGCAGUCAUUACAACGUGUGCAGCUCUGCUUGCCCACAGCCCAGCUGUCAGGAUCCUGUGGGCAACGGAGGCCCCUGCAACCAGCCCUGUGUGGAGGGAUGCAUCUGUGACCCUGGCCUCAUCCUCAGUGGAGACAAAUGUGUCCCGUUAAGUGAAUGUGGAUGUACUGAUGGAGACAAAAAGUACAGGCCGGUGGGAGACAUUUGGUUCACUGAGAAGGACUGCUCGCAGCGCUGCAAGUGUAACGGCAACCACAACAUCACCUGUGAGUCCUGGCAGUGCAGCCCUGCCCAGGAGUGUAAAGUUGUAGAAGGAGUACUGGACUGCCACUCUACAGGCAAAGGAGUUUGUCACGUGGCUGGAGAUCCUCACUACUAUACCUUUGAUGGUGUGAUGCACACAUUCAUGGGUACCUGCACUUACACUCUGGUGGAGGUGUGUAACACUGCCAAGGUAACUUACUUCAAGAUAGUGGCUAAAAACGAGGAGCGUGGUAAUCCAGAGGCCUCUUAUGUUCACUCUGUCAAAGUCUACCUGCCUCAGGGCAUUGUGGUGGAACUGCAAAAGAGCCGCAGAGUUAUGCUGAAUGGAAGGCGAGUGCGAACCCCAGUUUCCAUUGAAUUGGCCGGAGCCAAGGUGAUAACCAGUGGAUCCUACAGCCUGCUUGACACAAACUUUGGCCUGCAGGUGAAAUUUGAUGGAGUCCAUCACCUGGAGAUCACUGUUCCUGGAGAAUAUUUCAACAAGCUGUGUGGCAUGUGUGGGAACUACAACCACAACUCCUCUGAUGACAACCUGAUGCCCAACAAGAAGCCAGCCAAGGAUGUGAUUGAACUGGGCAAUAGCUGGUUAUCAGAUGAAAACAGUGAUCCCGGCUGUCAGCCAGACACUCGUCCAGACAUCCACCCCAACUGCACCACCGAAGAAGAGAAGCUGUACGAGGCUCAGUGUGCAGAGGUCAUCCUCUCUGACCGCUUCAAGCCAUGUCAUUCUGUCGUGCCGCCCGAGCCUUUCCUGGAUAACUGCAUUUACGACAUGUGCGAGUAUAAUGGCAUGCAGAUGACACUCUGUAACAACGUGGAGGCAUAUGCUCAGGCCUGUCAGAGCGUCGGAGUCACCAUCAGUUGGAGAAACAACACCUUCUGUCCCCUGCCAUGCCCUCCUAACAGCCACUACUCAGACUGCACCCCCCCCUGCCCCCCCACCUGUUCCGACCUCUUCCCCAUGUUCUGCCACCUCCCUCCAACCACUUGUGUCGAAGGCUGCCAGUGUGACGCCGGCUACGUUCUCAGUGACAACAAGUGUGUUCCCCUGGACAAAUGUGGCUGUCUGGACUCAGAUGGAAAGUACCAUGAUAUGGGAGACUCAUGGUUGACAGAUAAAUGUGCUGAGUUAUGUACCUGUACCAUCGCUGGCAAAAUCACGUGUGAGGACCACAGCUGUGAUUCCAACUCAUUGUGUGUCCUGGACAAAUAUGGAGACCUCUACUGCAAACCCACUAAGUUUGCCAAAUGCAGCAUCGCUGGCGAUCCUCACUACCGAACAUUUGAUGGUUUCACCCAUCACUUUCAGGGUCCCUACACCUAUGUCUUGACCACCAACCUCCAAAACUCCAGAGUAUCCCUGAUGGUGACAGGGAAGAAUAUCAGACGUGGGGGGAACCGGAGGGUGUCAUUCUUGGAUGAGAUGUACAUUAAUGUUUAUGGUGUCAACAUUCUCUUCCUGCAGAAGAAGAUUGUCCUGGUGAAUGGGGAGCGUGUUGCACCUCCUCUCAGUCCGGUUGAUGGUUUGAACAUCACAAUGACCUCCAGGCAGGUCCAGCUUUCCACUGACUUUGGACUUACUGUUCGCUUUGAUGGCAACAGUCGCGGAGAGAUUAUACUGCCCAGCAACUAUGAGAAUUCUGUCGGAGGGCUGUGUGGAAACUACGACAGCAUCACCAAUAAUGAGUAUAUGAAGCCAGAUGGGACAGUGGUCAGGGACCUGAACACGUUUGGAGAAAGCUGGAGGGUCAGUGCCCGACAGGCUGAUGGAAUGAGGAUCUUCCACCGUCCUCACACAGUCCACAGGCGAGAGGAGGACACUGAGCCAGAUUCAGGAUUUGAGACAUUUGACUGCUCUCAGGAUCAGCUCAAUGACUACAACAGUGUGACUCAGUGUGGAGCGCUGUCUGACUCCACGGGACCAUUUGCAGCCUGCCACAUAGCCUUGCCACCUAAAACCUACCAGGAUGACUGUGUGUUUGACUUGUGUGCUGAGCGGGGAAGUGCAGCACUGCGUUGUGCCAGUUAUGAAGCUUAUGCUGUAGCCUGUCAGGAGGCUGGAGUCAAACUGGGAGCCUGGAGGCAGAAGCUGGACUGUGGUCUCUCCUGUGAUGCCAGUAGCACCUAUUCCUCCUGUAUGACACCUUGCCCUGCCUCCUGCGCUGACCUGGCAGCACCUUCUGAGUGUUACACCACUUUUUGUGUGGAGGGGUGCCAGUGUGCCCCAGGCUUUGUCAUGAGUGAGGGAAUCUGUGUGCCAUACCCACAGUGUGGCUGCACCUACUUCAACAGAUACUACCCUCUUAAGGAGAAAUUUGUAACUGAGGACUGUUCUCAAUCCUGUGAAUGCACCAGCACUGGUGUUGUGUGUCAACCCAAGACCUGCCUGGACAGUUUUGUAUGCACCAUCUACAACUUCACACGUGACUGCCACGAAGAAAAGCCCUGCCUCAGUAGCCCAUGUCAAAAUGGAGGAACAUGUAAGCAGGCCAGCAACAACAAAUACACCUGUCAGUGUGCAGAAGGCUUCGAGGGCACGAACUGUGAGCAUCAAGUAUUGGAAACCAAGUGGAUUAUCCUGAUCGUGGUCCUGGUCUCAGUCACUGUUGUCAUAAUUGUGACCACCGUUGUUUGUGUUUUCACACGCAAAGCCAAGUCACAAAUUUAUGUAAUUCAGAAGCAAUAGUCAUCUCAUUAA